Lucilia cuprina (Australian sheep blowfly) is the source of this 1838-nucleotide messenger RNA. Its product is annotated as sperm motility kinase 2B. Gene Ontology annotation, cellular component: cytoplasm. Gene Ontology annotation, molecular function: protein serine/threonine kinase activity; tau-protein kinase activity; ATP binding. The transcript is spliced from 7 exons. Gene Ontology annotation, biological process: intracellular signal transduction; microtubule cytoskeleton organization; protein phosphorylation. The coding region runs from base 313 to 1674 and encodes 453 amino acids. NCBI's taxonomy places the organism in Eukaryota, Metazoa, Arthropoda, Insecta, Diptera, Calliphoridae. The record is from RefSeq and is a predicted model, not a curated record.
AUUCAACUAAAAACCAUUAUUAUAAAAACAGUCGCAGUCGUGGAUACCCACGGUGAUUUUCCAGAGCCAGCGUCAGUGCCAAAGUGUGCCAAUACAACACCGCCUUAUCAGCGGCUCACCAAAGCUCUGCAAUGCGAUCCAAGAUGCGGACACGAGGUAACCGUUGGCCGACGCAUAGGACUCUACAGAUUUUGUGGCGAUAUAGGACGUGGGAAUUUCUCCAAAGUGAAAUUAGCUGUACACCAGCUAACAAGAGACAAAGUGGCCAUCAAAGUAGUUGACCGUGCUGGUUUAGAUGCUAAAGCAUUGCGUAUGCUUUCAAGUGAAAUAGCUACACUUGAAUGUGUUCAUCAUCCUAAUAUUUUAAGGCUUUUCGAAGUAGUUGAAACAUUGGGUCGUGUUUAUCUAGUCACCGAAUGGAUACGUGGUGGUGAGUUAUAUAAUCAUAUCACCCAAGGUGGUCCAUUACGUGAAAUACAUGCCGCACCACUAUUCAAACAAUUGUUAUUGGCUGUGAAACACAUGCACAGUUUGGGUUACGUUCAUCGUGACAUUAAGGCUGAGAAUGUAUUACUGUUGUCUGAGGAUCGUUUGAAGUUGGCUGACUUUGGUUUUAGCACACAAUUAAUUAAUGGUGCCAAUCAAAAACUGGACACAUUUUGUGGUUCACCGCCCUAUGCAGCACCGGAACUAUUUUCCGAUGAUCAUUAUAUUGGCGCUCCGGUAGAUGUAUGGGCUUUAGGUAUACUGCUUUAUUUUAUGGUGGUUGGCAACAUGCCAUUUCGUGCACCAACAAUACCCGGCUUAAAGGCAGCCAUCUUAAAGGGAGACUAUUUAUUGCCGGGACAACUAAGUCUGCCAUGUAUAAGACUAAUACAACGCAUAUUAAUCCAUAUCCCAGCCCGCAGACCCACCAUUGAUGAUAUGCUCAAUAGCCAAUUUGUAACCCAUCCAAAAUUAAGCAACGACUUAAUGCAACACGAAAUUAAUUUACGCUCCAAACCCGUUAAACGUUCUGGUUUUUGGGUACGCUCCAAGUCGCGACGCAUGCGUAAACAAUACUCUCUAAGAGAACGUUAUAUGGAAUUAACAAAUAAACCACCCAUUAAUAUGAAUACCAAACGCAUAGAUGGUUUUUUUGUUGAUAAUUUCCUACAACCCAUUGAGUUAACGGCGAACGAUAUACCAUUGGAAGUCAUCAAGGAACAAUCGAAAAAUAAUACUCCCAAAAGAUCGUUUUUGUGUGGUACCCUCAAGAAAAAGGUCGGACCCAUGGAGGCAACCGAAAAAGAAAAACAAUUAACGAAUGGUUCUUUAAGUAAUCACACGUCACAAUGGAAUGCAGUAUUGGCAACAGAUUGUCCUCUCUUUAAGAACUAUGAUGCUGAAAAUGGUCAUUUUAUAAUGUUUCCCACACCUACAGAUGAUCUGGGACAGGUGCAACCGUUAGAGGCAGAGGCCCGACAAAUUCUCGAAGAAUUGGGCAUAACAAGUGAAAUGUUACAGCAGGCCUCACAAAAUGCUCCACGUAGUGAUAUUAUCGGAGCUUAUCGUAUUGUAAUAAAUCGUUUGCAGAAACAAUCUUGGCUGGCGCGCAAACAUGUAGAAAUGGCUUUGCAGGAAAUGCCAACUAAGGCGGAGAAGAAGAUUGAGAGAUCAUGUUGCAUACUGUAGAUUGAAGGAUGGAAAAGAGUUGGAAUUCUGAGAGAAGCAUAGCAAAGAAAGAGGGUUUGUGUGUGUUUGAAUACAAUUUUUAUAUACUAGACUAUAAACUAGAAUAUAGACUAGACUAAAGAUUAGACUAGACUAUAAACCAGACUAUAGACUAGACUAUAGAC